ACAACUGAGCAGAUGAGCAGAUCUUCUCUUUGUGGUUCAAAAAAUUCUCCCCAUCUCUUCUUGUCAUAAAAUCAAAACUUGCAAGAACCAAAACCAAAGCAAAAGCAAUCAGCUACUCUUAUCAAUCCCCUACCAAUUUUAAUUUAACCAUGGCAUCAUCAUCAUCAACAUCUUCUGCUGCUACCACUACCUCUGCUCCAGAACACUUUUUCUGCCCCAUCUCUCUGGAAGUCAUGGAAUACCCCGUUUGCGAUCGACGAACGGGCAUGACAUUUGAACGACGAGCCAUCAUGGAAUGGAUGUUCAUCCACGGCAAUGCAACCUGCCCUCUCACACGAAAGCCAUUGAGCACCAACGACCUGGCCCGCCAUUUUGAACUCCAAUCCGAGAUUUCGGCCUGGAAGAAGGAACACUGUCCCGAAUUGAUUGCUGCCAACAGUGAUAGCGAUGACAGCGACAGUGAAGACGAGUCUGAAUCAUUCAAUGAGGAACAACCCAACAGCCAGGACUUGAAGGCUUUCUUUAACGACCAAGAACGCGUUGCCCGGCUGCACAACAUUCGGGAGCGAGUCAUGAACCGAAGAAACGAACGAAUUGGUCGCAUGCUUGGCAACUAG
Seminavis robusta is the source of this 617-nucleotide messenger RNA. NCBI's taxonomy places the organism in Eukaryota, Bacillariophyta, Bacillariophyceae, Naviculales, Naviculaceae. The record is from the annotation of a GenBank genome assembly.